This is a messenger RNA of Bactrocera oleae (olive fruit fly), 2592 nucleotides long. NCBI's taxonomy places the organism in Eukaryota, Metazoa, Arthropoda, Insecta, Diptera, Tephritidae. The record is from RefSeq and is a predicted model, not a curated record.
CAUCACUUUAUAGAUGUCUAAAUUUUGAGGAAUAGUUGAGGACUUCAAAAACAAAAGUCAGCUGUCAAUGAUCCAUCACAGUACCAAUUUGCUACAACUCUGUUUUCUGGGUCUUGUGACUUUUGUCAGCUGAAUUGGUUCAUCGCAAUAGCGAAAAGUGCAAAUUAAGUGAAAUUGUUGGCAAAAACAUUGUGAAAACUCGUCUAAUAUUGCAUUAUAAGUGCUCAAUUUAAUUUCAUUAAGUUAGCAAAAAAUGGCAGACGUCAAAGAAUUAAUAAAUUUGCCCGAUGAUAACAUCGAUAUGAUUGCUGCCACUUCAGUGCUGCAGCAACAAGCAGCUGACAUACGUACCAAGACCAUUAAUUGGGCAUCGUAUAUGCAGUCGCAGAUGAUAUCACAAGAAGACUAUAACGCAAUCAGUGCACUAGACACUGCCAAGGCGGCCUAUCUGCAGAAAAACUCCACUCAAGCAGUGAAAACCUUGUUAAAUUUGCUAGCCCAUGUCUCAAAAGAUCAGACAAUACAGUAUAUACUUGUGCUGAUCGAUGAUUUGUUGCAAGAAGAACGUUCACGUGUUGACUUUUUCCACGACUACGCUAAGCAACAUAAAGAGUGUGUCUGGGGACCUUUUCUUAACUUAUUAAAUCGUCAAGAUGGUUUCAUUGUAAACAUGUCAUCACGAAUUCUAGCUAAACUAGCUUGUUGGGGUCGCGAACUUAUGCCCAAAUCAGACCUUAACUUUUAUUUGCAAUUUUUGAAGGAUCAGCUGACCGUGAACGCCAAGGCAUAUAUAAAAGAGCAGGCCACACUAGCUAGACGUGUGCAGACGAUUGUGGUACAUCAUCACGGACAUGGGCAUGGUAAAGACCAGCAAUCUUCUAAGAAUAAUAAUCAUUACAGUCCGAAUGUGGCGCAACAACAACAAUCACAGCAACAAAUGACAGGCGAGAGAUACCGUGAGAUGACAGUGGAGCAACAAAAUGCUCUCGUCGAUGGCAGGGUACCCAUUCCGGCCAAUGAGUAUGUCCAAUCUGUUGCUCGGUGUCUUCAAAUGAUGCUUCGUAUUGACGAGUAUCGUUUCGCUUUCGUUUCGGUGGAUGGCAUUAGCACAUUGAUUAGCAUUCUAUCGUCUCGCGUUAACUUCCAGGUGCAAUACCAAUUGGUGUUCUGUUUAUGGGUGCUCACCUUCAACCCACUUUUGGCCACAAAAAUGAACAAGUUCAGUGUUAUACCGAUUUUAGCAGAUAUCCUCAGUGAUUGUGCCAAGGAAAAGGUGACUCGCAUUAUUUUAGCCGUAUUUCGCAAUUUGAUCGAAAAGCCAACCGAUCCACAAGUGGCGAAGGAGCAUUGCAUUGCUAUGGUUCAGUGCAAGGUUCUGAAACAGUUGUCCAUUUUGGAGCAACGUCGCUUCGAUGAUGAGGACAUCUCUGCUGAUGUGGAAUUUCUCACCGAGAAGCUACAGAGCUCUGUACAGGAUUUGAGCUCCUUCGAUGAAUAUGCCACUGAAUUACGUAGCGCACGUCUCGAAUGGUCGCCCGUACAUAAAUCGGCUAAAUUUUGGCGUGAAAAUGCUCAUCGUUUGAAUGAGAAGAAUUAUGAGCUUUUGCGUAUACUGGUGCAUUUAUUAGAAACUUCGAAGGAUCAUAUUAUAUUGUCUGUAGCUUGUUUCGAUAUUGGUGAAUACGUGCGCCAUUAUCCCAGAGGCAAACAUGUUUUAGAGCAAUUAGGCGGCAAACAAAUUGUUAUGCAACUGCUGGCUCACGACGAUCCAAAUGUGCGUUACGAGGCUCUUUUAGCGGUACAAAAAUUGAUGGUGCACAAUUGAAAUCCAAGAACGGCAUUGAAACCAUUUUAACAAUCAAAAUAAUUCAGCCAUGAAUGAGUCAAGCACAAUUUUUCAUUCGUACUGUAAAAUUAUGUUUAUUGAAUUCUCAAUUAAUUUGUAUUAAAAAUAUCAUUCAAUAAAUUAAUUUCUAUAGGGAAUACCUGGGCAAGCAAUUGGAAAAGGAAAAUGAGAAUCAACCUCAGAAAGGCGGUUCAGCGCCAAUCAGCGGUAAAGCCUAAAUAAAUAAACUAAAAUGCGUUUGCUUGUCAAAAAUAUGCAAUCGACUUGUGUAGUCGAUAAAGUAAAUGUUAAAUGUACUAAAUCCCUUAUAGAACAAUAAAACAAAAACGGAAUGAUUUCUCGUUAUUCACAAUAAAUAAAUAAAAAAUAUUAAAUCUUACGGAAUUAAAGUAUAAAAGCAACAGCAAAAAUUGCACAUGUAAAAUACUGCAACUUAAAGUGCAAAAUUGUAUUAAACAUUUAGUUUUGUUCAUCAUUCCAUUUUAUUUUGCUUACUAUUCUGUACACGUUUUUGUUUUUGUUAUUGUUGAAAUGCCUUGGUCUUAGAUCUAUUAUUUAUAAAGCUUGUCAAAUUCGUGCGUACAUAAUAUUCUAAAUAUUGUUUAUAUGUUGUUACAGAAGUAUUGAAUUAGUAUUUUUUGUGAUUUAUGCAAAUUUUACGAUCACUUUAAUUGCUUCGUUGCUAAUAUCUGCUGAUAUACGAAGAAGUUUCAAUAAAUAUUUAAAUAAAUAUAUUAUAUAGUAAA